Messenger RNA from Xiphophorus maculatus (southern platyfish), 4026 nucleotides. RefSeq names its product estrogen-related receptor gamma-like. The record is from RefSeq and is a predicted model, not a curated record. The transcript is spliced from 8 exons. Gene Ontology annotation, molecular function: nuclear steroid receptor activity; steroid binding; DNA-binding transcription factor activity. The coding region runs from base 250 to 1635 and encodes 461 amino acids. Gene Ontology annotation, biological process: regulation of DNA-templated transcription. Gene Ontology annotation, cellular component: nucleus. Lineage: Eukaryota; Metazoa; Chordata; Actinopteri; Cyprinodontiformes; Poeciliidae.
AGCGGGGAGCAGCUUUAGUGAGAAGUGAGAGUGACAGGAAGACAGGCGGACCAUGAGCGGAGCUGAGAGGGAGACACGGCAGAGGAGAGGGCAGUAGAUGGAGAUAGAAAGUUCCCAAGCAGUAAAACUGUAAUUUACAAGCAGUUGAAGGGCAAGUGUAACUUAGGCUGUGAAAGGUGCUAAUAUAGAGAAAGAAAACAAAGCAUUUCUAAUUUAUUAUUUUAUUCGGGGUAUGGUAGCAAAGCGCACAUGGAUUUAGUCGACCUGUACCUCCCUGAGUGUUUCAGCUACCACUCUGACACAGAGCAUCCAGGCAGAAUGUCAGUGAGGGGCUUGGACCCCGUCUGUCCCACCUCAAUAAAACGGGAGCCCUCCAGCCCCAGCCCCAGCUCUCAGGGCGAUGUCAGCCCAGCUCAGCCCAGUCCAGGUAGCUCCUCAUCGGAUACAAACUCCAGUUAUGGUCCCCUCACCAAGGGCCUCAAUCACAACAAUGGGCUGGACUCGAGCCUCUGUGGUCACACAGCUAGCUUGGCCAAUAAUGGUGGAACCACCAGGAGGUUUGGGGACGACGAGGGCCAAGUGAAGUGUGAGUUCAUGCUGGGCACUGUGGCAAAGCGGGUGUGUCUGGUGUGCGGUGACGUAGCCUCUGGCUAUCAUUAUGGUGUGGCUUCAUGUGAGGCUUGCAAGGCCUUUUUCAAGAGGACCAUCCAGGGUAACAUCGAAUACAGCUGCCCAGCUUCCAACGAAUGUGAAAUCACCAAGAGAAGGAGAAAAUCCUGCCAAGCCUGUCGAUUUGUGAAGUGUCUGGCAGUGGGCAUGUUGAGAGAAGGUGUGCGCCUGGACCGGGUUCGAGGAGGCAGGCAGAAGUACAAGAGGAGAAUAGAUGCUGAGAACAGCCCCUAUCUGCACCCACAGAACAACUUGCCACAGAAAAAAACAUUUUUUGUAGGUGCAGUGGAAAACAAGGUGGUAUCCCUGCUGCUAGUAGCCGAGCCGGAGAGCAUCUUCGCCAUGCCGGACCCCACGGUACCCGAGAGCGACAUCAAGGCUCUGACCACGCUGUGCGACCUGGCAGACAGAGAGCUGGUGGUCAACAUCGGCUGGGCCAAACAUAUCCCUGGCUUCCCCACCCUCUCCUUAGCUGACCAGAUGAGUCUCCUGCAAAGCGGAUGGAUGGAGAUCCUGAUCCUUCGGGUGGUGUUUCGCUCGCUGGUCAUGGAGGACAAACUGGUUUAUGCCGAGGACUACAUUAUGGACGAGGAGCAAUCCAAACUGGCUGGGCUGUUUGAUCUGAACAAUGCAAUCCUGCAGCUGGUAAAGAAGUACAAAAGCAUGGGUCUGGAAAAGGAGGAGUUUGUGCUCCUCAAGGCCAUCGCUCUCGCAAAUUCAGACUCCAUGCAAAUCGAGGACUCUGAGGCAGUUCAGAGACUUCAAGACGUCCUUCAUGGGGCCCUGCAGGACCAUGAGGCCACGCACCACCCUGAGGACUGUCGGCGUGCCGGAAAGCUGAUCAUGACCCUCCCUCUUCUCCGUCAGACGGCCGCUCGCGCUGUCCAGCAUUUCUGCAGCAUCAAACAGGACGGCCGCGUGCCGAUGCACAAACUCUUCCUCGAGCUCCUCGAGGCCAAAGCUUGAUCAGAAACAGAGCUGUCCGCUGCUUUGUGAGAAGAAGCGAGGCAUAUUGGUAAAUAGUGGGUUCGCGACUCUGUGUAUUCGUCCAUUUUAGCUCGCUUCCUAAUUAAUAUUCUUUUCUUUUUUGGAGACACAGCCCUCCUGUUUCCUAUAAAAAAACAGUGAAAUUGGUUCAAGUGUGCUAACCCGUUGACUUAUGGGACAGAUGGCUUAAAAGCAGAAGAAUCGCGCCUUCUUCAGAUAUUUACAAUUAUAUGCCAAACCUUAUUUCUUUAAAAUCAUUUUAAGAAACACUUGAUACUUGAAGAUCCUUCUGGAUUAUUUUGCUCAUCUUGAAGCCUGUAUAAUCUGCAUCCUAGUGGUUUAGAGAACAUUAAUGAUAAGAUUUUUUUUGUUGUUGUUGUAAUGGUAGUUAUAUACUGUUAGUCUUGCCAAAGAGUAAAGACUCUUUAUUAUUGAGUUAUACCAGCAGAUGUCCAUGAUAUUUUGAUGUGGCCUAUGAAAUGUUCAUAAAACCCUGCUCCCUUGCUUUAUUGUAUAGCAAAAGCAUCUAUCUCCCUUCAUGCACAGGUGAAGGAGGGGAUUGUUGUUAUUAUUAUUAUUACUAGCAUUAAUAUUUUACCAGGCAUUUUCAGGGAAAGAGUACUUUAUCUUCACGAUGCAACAGUACUACAGCAAAGUAAUAUUUAUUUAUUUGUGGCUCUGUUCUGUUUCUUUUAUUUACAAAUGGGCUGUUGCAGCAAGAGGAUAAUUUUUUAAGAUUUUUAACUAAUAUUAUUGUGAGAUCAUUUUUUUACUAGCUUCUCUGCUGCAGCACAGAUAACUGACACCAUAUCAUGAUAUUACCAUUGAAGUGCAUAAUAUCAUAGAGUUGUGCAGAACAGUAAUAUGACUUCAUGUAAAACAAACAAACAAAAAAAAGGCUGCCAUAAUGUAUAGUUCACUUCAAAAGUUUACACGCUGUGUUAACUUCGGACCUUUAAUGAUUCAUAUGAACUGUUUUUAUUGAACUUGGUUGAUAUUUUUUAAUUAUUUAAAAUCUGGAAGAAUUUUUAAUUUAUGGAGGACUUUCUCUCAUCCAUAAAGACCUAAUUAUAUGCAUACCCUCUAACAACUAAGACUUUGCUAAAUGUUUCUUAGGAAAUCGCACCUCGGCCACAGUUUGUGUAGCCUGCGUCAACAUAAGCAUAGUCCAUACAUUUUCAACUAGGGCGAGAAAAGGAACAUUACAGAGGCUUCAUAUUAACCCGCUUUAUUGCUUCUAAAACCAGUUUAAAUGUGUGGGGACAUCCAACUGUGUCCAAGUUUCAACCAUCUAGCUGUUGGUUUGUGGUGAAGUUGGUUCACCUAUGACAUUGUCCCGUUUACUGUACGAGUACAAAUGACUACAAAACAUUUCCACAGCAUGGCACCACAGCCACCAUGCUUUACAGAUGUUCUUAGAUUUAAAAGCCUUACCUUGACUCAUCCAAACAAACCUUUUGUCACUGACCAAAUAGUGUAAAAUGUGUCUCAAAUGAUUGUCCAGGGAGAAGAAGAGGAAUUUUGACUGUAUAUUUGGUGUUGAUUUGGUAGAGGAUUCUUCUUUUUCUAAAUACUCAUUCAGUCCAUGUUGAUGUUAAACUGGCUUCACUAGAUAGUGAUGCUAAUGUUUAGCAAUCUUCCAGUUUAAUCCUGGUUUCUUUAAUCUAAAUACAGCUGGGUAUUCUAACAAGUCAAUGAUUCCAAUGGGAGAUGGGGGGGAAACAACAGGCUAACGCCAUGUUAUGAAUUUGCAUGUAAGCAUAAUUUUGUACCUCUAUGGAUCAGAGAAAAUGUACAAUUAACACAAACUUGCAUGUGCACAUUUUGUGUUUUCAAAAAAUGCCCUGGGCAAGAAAAAAAAAAAAAAGGAACAGUUCACAUGCAUCUUUAAAGGACCAAACUUACAGUCAUGCACCUGAAACGUUUCUGUAAACUUCUGACCAGAACUGUAGAUCUGUAAUUAGGGAAGCAAGUUGAUGUCUUUUCUAUAGUAGAAGUCUGUGUGUAGGAUCAAACGUGUGCACUGAUUUCAUUUUAGCCAUAAUGUUUGGGGAACCUGGUGGUGGCACUCUGUUAAUCUGCUAGCGUGUGUUUGUUGUGUGAAGAGUCUCUGAAAUUUGUCUCCCGCCACACAUCUCGAAGGAGGAGUGUGUGGUGGGGAGGAUGGUGAGGGGGCGAACCUUUCAGAUUUAGGGUCAAACGGCACCAAUAUGGUCGGUUUUAAAUGUUUGUCAUGUAAGAUUUGCUGUAUGUACAUCAUGUCUUAUGCCAACAGCGGGGUUUUACAGAUGUGAGCGGAUUCUUCUCUCCCCUGCAGGAGCUGAGCAGUGCUGUUUCAUUCUCAGGUGGAUUCUUGGGCAAUAAAGACGA